GAAGGACAGGACCGAAGUAGCCGACCGUGUGCAAACCGCGUGUGGCGCAGAGGACAGACCGACAACAACCAGGCGCCGUCUGAGGGACCGGGUUGUCUGCCUUGUUGACAUUGGAAGCAGCAGUAGAUAAAGAGGAAGCUGCACCUUUUAAAAAUGGUUGUAGGAACUAGUGGAGAUGAGUAGUAAUGAGUGUUUUGGAUGCGGACGUACCGGCCACUGGAUCAAGAACUGUCCGAAUGCCGGGCGGGGACGAGGCAAGGGCCGUGGGAGGGGGAAAGAUCUGUUCUGCUAUCGCUGUGGCGAGCCCGGUCACGUCGCCAGGGACUGUGAGAGGACUGAGGAUGCAUGCUAUAACUGUGGUCGUGGAGGACACAUCUCCAGAGACUGUAAGGAGCCCAAGAAGGAGAGGGAACAGGUCUGUUAUAACUGUGGCAAGGCCGGCCAUGUGGCCCGGGACUGUGACCAUGCCAACGAGCAGAAGUGCUACUCCUGUGGAGGCUUUGGACACAUCCAGAAGGGCUGUGACAAGGUCAAGUGUUACAGGUGUGGUGAGAUCGGCCAUGUUGCCGUCCAGUGCAGCAAGGCCAGCGAAGUCAACUGCUACAACUGCGGAAAGUCUGGUCACCUGGCUAAAGAAUGCACCAUCGAGGCCACGGCCUAGCACUCUGCUGCCUUCCUACGCCCCUCCCUUUUCACAUGGAUGGUUGUAUUAUUUUGUCUGAAUCGUCCCCUCUGGCCCACGGCAGGCUACGGAGGAUAGUCCCACACCAGUUCGCUGGAAAAGCAGGACAGGGGGUGAAACAUCCACUUUCUGCAUUUAAUCAAACAUGUUUGUUUAGUUUGGUAGAGGUUAAUGUAUAAUGCUUGUUAAAGAACCCCCUUUCCAUGCCACUGGUGACCAGGGAUGAAUGAUGAGUGGAUGCCCUCCCUACCAGGUCUGGGAAACCAGCACUUAGUGAGAGUGAGUGGGUAGGAAGUCUGAGCUUCCCAUAAAGAUUGACUUUGUUUUUGUUUUCUUGAACAAAACGGAGUCUACCUGCAAUAGAGUGACUGACGUGCGACAGCAGCCCCGGCCAGCGGUCAUUAUGUUUACGGUUCAGUCCGAUGGCAGCAUGCAGGCAGGCAGGCAGACAGACAGAUAGACGGUAGCAUGCAGACAGGGGGAUAACAUGCCCCAACACUGUAUGAAUACUGUGAGAGAAAUGACAAGAUUAUGUUAUACUACUUUUAUUGCAUCAAAUGGCUGUUUUAUGCAACAUAAUAGAGGGUUCUUAUAACUAUUGUGUCUGUGUGAACUGAAAGUGGGCCUCUGGGAGAUUUAACACUGACAGGGGAUUUCCGAUGUCUUUUGGGUGAUAUAACCUAAAGAGACCGCAUUCCAUAGCAUGACUUAAUGUUUCUGUUCUUUCUGGUACCAGGGAGAGAUGACCCCAGGGCCAGACCCUGGUCUCUACUGUUUUUACAGCAGAUACUUGUUAUUCACAGCAGACAGUAUCGUUCAUACUAAUCUUAACCUUGUGACCCAAUCCAUACAUUUGUUGUUUGUCAUGUAGACUGAAAGGGGCUGUAAAAGACCUUUGUACCUUUGUCUCGGGCUCUCAACGAAUCAUCUAGGGGUGAUUCGUCGACCAGCCAUCGUUAUCGUAGAGCACUCAAUCGAUUCACUUUAUAUUUGUGUGUUGUCUUGACCUGCUUCCUUAUUAAUAAGUGAAUAAAGAUUUAGUUUAAGUAUAA
Messenger RNA from Oncorhynchus gorbuscha (pink salmon), 1734 nucleotides. Its product is annotated as CCHC-type zinc finger nucleic acid binding protein-like. The coding region runs from base 176 to 661 and encodes 161 amino acids. The transcript is spliced from 7 exons. Gene Ontology annotation, biological process: positive regulation of cytoplasmic translation. Lineage: Eukaryota; Metazoa; Chordata; Actinopteri; Salmoniformes; Salmonidae. Gene Ontology annotation, molecular function: zinc ion binding; single-stranded RNA binding; translation regulator activity. The record is from RefSeq and is a predicted model, not a curated record. Gene Ontology annotation, cellular component: cytoplasm.